Molecule: messenger RNA, 660 nt
Organism: Symbiodinium necroappetens
Lineage: Eukaryota; Dinophyceae; Suessiales; Symbiodiniaceae
Source: the annotation of a GenBank genome assembly
AUGACGCAGGCGACCGAUCCGACCGUGCAGGCCUUCCCAAACCUCCACGUCUUCGACCACCCCCUCAUCCGCCACAAACUCGGAAUCGUCCGCCAGAAGGACACCCGAUACGAGCGGUUCCGGGCCCUCGUCAACCAGAUCGCCGGGCUCAUGCUCUUCGAGGUCUCCCGCGCCUUCCCCGUCGAGCCCUGCUCCGUCGACACCCCCAUGGAGAAAACCGAGGCCGUCCGCCUCGCCCGCUCCGUCACCGUCUGCCCCAUCCUCCGCGCCGGGCUCGGCAUGUCCGACGGACUCCUCGAGAUCAUGCCCGAGGCACGCGUCGGACACAUCGGCAUGUACCGCGACGAGGACACCCUCGAGCCCGUCACCUACCUCUGCAAGCUCCCCGAAAACGCCGCGAGCGGGCCCGUCAUCCUCGUCGACCCCAUGCUCGCCACCGGCGGCUCCGCCGUCGCGGCCGUCAAGAUGCUCGAGAAGCAGGGCAUCACCGACAUCCGCCUCAUCUGCCUCGUCGCCGCCCCCGAGGGCGUCCGCACCAUGCACGAGCACUGCCCCGACGUCCCCAUCUACACCGCCGCCCUCGACCGCCAGCUCAACGCCGACGGCUUCAUCCUCCCCGGCCUGGGCGACGCCGGCGACCGCCUCUUCGGCACCAAAUAG